CUUCAAACUGACUUUCAGAUAAAAUAACUACCAAUUUUUGUAUCGAGCUACUUCAUCAUAUAAAUGUGUUUACAGCAGCUGACUAGAAUUAAUGAAGAAAACAGGUUACGAUGUGUCUUUCAUCAUGAAUUGGCGGAUGGAACUGCAAACGUAUAAUUUAUGUGCCAUGAGGUCAAUAACGAACAAAACAUACACAUUGAACCUAAAAGGGGUAUACAAUUGAAGACCUAACUUACGAAUGAAAAAGAUAUCCUAAAUUAUGGAUACAUAAUUAUAUACAAUUUUUUCAUAUUGAAGUCUACUCGCUGACAUAUUUCAAAAAUUAAUUGACCAAAACUCACUUUUAAAUUGACGUUAUAUUUUCAUAUUUUGUCAUUGAAUUCAAAAAUGUGGAAACCUCUUCUUGAUAGUGAAGAUUGCAUAAAAUCUGAUAUUCUAAGGUGGAACUUCACUUGUAUCAAAACUGUUUUCUUUCAGAAUGACUGAUUUUAUUAUAAUUAAUGAUAUGAAAGUGAGGCCCGGUGCUGAUAGUGGUUUAUGGGCGUUAUUUCUUCUACCACUUUCGAUAAUAAUAUCGACGUUCAAACAUCCAAUUACUUCAACACCCACUUACAAAUUAGCUUCAUUAGUAUGUUUUGGUAUAUUGCUCACAUCAACAAUUAUUGUGGUCCACAAGUUGAAAGAGCAAAAACUGACUGUAUUCAGUUUAUGGACGGUUCUCGCCAGUGCAAUCAGUUCAGCAGUAUUUUUUAUCUGCUUCAACAAAGGUCUAUUCUUUGCCUUAUUAAGUGGAGUCUGUUGUACUUUUCUAUACCUCAAGACAUAUAAGUUCCUCCUAGAGAAGUUCAAAGAAUGCUUCACACUUGGAGAAGCUGGAAUAGCAAGCCAAGCAGCCAUAAUUUUAUUGUAUUUCACUAUUUUGAAUUUCCUGAGUCAUGGAAUGAGAGCCGAACCUUUCAAAAGUAAUAUGCAAAUUUCUACUUUAAUUAUCCAGCUGGGAUUCCUAGGGAUUGCAGUAAUUGCAUGGGCGUCUUAUUUUUUCAGUCUGAAAAGUUCUAAGCCUUUUUAUUCUGUUGUGAUUUUCACUAUCGUAUUUGUGAUUUUCUUACCUUUACAUAUUCUACUGGAGCGGAGUCCUGUUUUAUGGAUUUUUCAGCAGUUGUGUUAUGAUUGGUCCACUAUAAAACUGAUGAUAUAUUGGGUUUUGUGUACUGGUUUAGCUGUUUGGGCAAUUAACAAGCAAAUUUUCAGUGUUCAUAAAGCUUCUACUGGUACAAGGAAAAUAUUCCACCUAUUAGCAGUCAUUGUUUACAUUCCGGGGCUCCUACAUAGAUGUUCUAUUCUGUACCUUGCAAGUGGAGUAGUUACAGGAUUGUUUUUCGCAUUGGAGAUAUUGCGUAUUUUGCAGAUGCCUCCCUUUGGAAGGCACCUACAGGAUGGUUUUUUAGCGUUUAGUGAUGAAAAAGAUGUCGGCAACUUAGCCUUGACACCGAUCUACCUUAUCGUUGGCUGUUCCCUGCCAAUUUGGAUACAUCCGUCUCCGUGUGAUGUAACUGACUCGUCUAUAUUUUGUUUGAUACCGCUAAUGAGCGGAUUGUUAUCUAUUGGUGUUGGCGAUACUGCAGCCAGUAUCGUUGGAUCGACUUACGGGAAGCACUUUUGGCCAGGAUCCCAAAAAACAUUUGAAGGGACCGUUGGAUGCAUAUUAGCUCAAAUGGGACUUGUGUAUUUUUUAAUUGUGUUCAAUUUUGUACCAAAUUUUUCCACUGAGCAAUGUUUGAAAAUAUUCCUUGCGAUUUUUGUCACUUCUUUGGUUGAAGCUAAAACAACGCAAGUCGACAACCUGGUGCUACCUCUCAUAAUGUACAUUAUACUUGUUUAGUUUACAAAUUGUUAUUCCGAUUUUUGUUUAUGAUGCUUCAUGACAUUGUUAUGUGUAGACUUUUUAAAUUAUAUUUUUAUAUUGAG
Molecule: messenger RNA, 1968 nt
Organism: Leptinotarsa decemlineata (Colorado potato beetle)
Lineage: Eukaryota; Metazoa; Arthropoda; Insecta; Coleoptera; Chrysomelidae
Gene: Dolk
Product: Dolichol kinase
Biological process (GO): dolichyl monophosphate biosynthetic process
Cellular component (GO): endoplasmic reticulum membrane
Molecular function (GO): dolichol kinase activity
Source: RefSeq, a predicted model, not a curated record